This is a messenger RNA of Sinocyclocheilus grahami, 1293 nucleotides long. RefSeq names its product UDP-N-acetylglucosamine/UDP-glucose/GDP-mannose transporter-like. The record is from RefSeq and is a predicted model, not a curated record. The transcript is spliced from 11 exons. The coding region runs from base 201 to 1148 and encodes 315 amino acids. NCBI's taxonomy places the organism in Eukaryota, Metazoa, Chordata, Actinopteri, Cypriniformes, Cyprinidae.
ACGCCCCGCCCCUCCCGAGACCCCGCCCCCUUGUCCUAUUAGUUGUCGUUCAGUUCGUGUCGUUUAAUGAAUUAUUAACAGCUUUUUGAUCAUGCAACGCAUUCAGCGUUUCUCUGGACACUAAUACAGCAUGUCAGCAGUCUCCAGACCAGCGAAAGAAGAGAAAGCUGCGAGGAUUAAAGUAGGAGCUCAAGACAAACAUGAUGUUAAAGGACGAGGUGAACCGCGCGAGACUCAUGAAGUUUGCUUCCGCCGUGUUCUACGCCUUCUGCUCGUUUUUUAUCAUCGUGGUCAAUAAGAGUAUAUUAACCGAGCACAAGUUUCCCUCGUUUAUGUUCCUCGGAAUCGGACAGAUGACAGCUACAAUCAUCAUCCUGUAUGUUGCCAAGAUGAACAAAGCCAUCCAUUUUCAGGACUUUGACAAAAGCAUUCCUGGGAAGAUAUUUCCCCUGCCACUGCUGUAUGUGGGGAACCACGUGACAGGACUGGGAGGAACUCAGAAGCUCAGCUUGCCCAUGUUCACUGUGCUCAGAAAAUUCACCAUUUUACUCACAAUGCUGAUGGAAUCCAGGAUACUGAGACCCGACUGCUUCAGCUCGGACCUGUCCUUCAAUGCAGAAGGAUACACGUUUGUUCUGCUAAACGACGUCUUCACGGCCGCCAGUGGAGUUUACACCAAGAAGAAACUGGGGAUGGAGGGUCUUGGUAAAUAUGGGGUUUUGUUUUAUAACGCUUUUAUCAUUAUUAUCCCAACGGUCCUGGCGAGCGCUUACACCGGAGAUUUAGAGAAGGCGCUAACCUUUGAAGGAUGGAUGUCUGUUACGUUCGUAUUUUAUUUUUUAUUGUCUUGUGUCAUGGGGUUUAUUUUGAUGUAUUCCAUCAUCCUCUGCAGUUAUUAUAACACGGCACUAACUACCACAGUCGUUGGGGCAAUUAAAAACAUUGCUGUGAUGUAUAUCGGCAUGUUCAUUGGUGGAGACUAUAUCUUCUCAUGGACAAACUUCAUAGGCCUGAAUAUAUGUAUCUCGGCUGCUCUGAUUUACUCCUACAUCACGUUUCACAGCAGCGGCUCCUCAGAAACAAACGUCAAACCGGCAGAAGACAAACUGAGCAUUCACAUCACUGAGAAUCAUCUGGAGAAAACGUGAUGCUCUACCACUCGCAUGCAUGUGCAUUUCAGUCUUUACCUCAGUUUUAUUGAAUGCAAUAUUUAAAAACCCCUCGCUGCUCGAAAACCACUUCAGUUUCCCUUGUGUAGUUCAUUUAAAUAAACACAAAUGCAUCAACCAGGAA